AUGGCGCCCACCAAGAUGAAGCUGCGUGUGCGCCGGCGGGAGAGCGGAGCGACGCCCGGGGAGCGGGAGGUGGAGGAGGCGUCGCCCGACUCCAAGUGUCCCAUCUGCCUGGACCGCUUCAACAACCUGGCCUACCUGGACCGCUGCCUGCACCGCUUCUGCUUCCCCUGCAUCCAGGAGUGGUCCCACAACAAGGCCGAGUGCCCCCUCUGCAAGCAGGCCUUCACCUCCAUCCUGCACUCGGUGCGCUCCCACGACGACUUCAAGGAGUACACCCUGAGGCCCCCGCCGCCCACCAACGCCAGCCUGGCCGCCACCGUCGCCAUGGUGACCGCCUUCGCCACGGCGGCGGCGGCGGCUGCGGCGGCGGCGGGCGGCGGCGGCGGCGAGGAGGAGGAGCCGCCGCCGCAGAGGACCAGGCGGAGGAGGCGGGGCGACCCGGAGUCGGGCGGGGCCAGGAGGAGGGAGAGGGGAGCCGGGGGGCGGGGCGGAGGGAGCCGGACCAGGGAGAGGCGGGCCGAGGCGCCGGCGGGCCUCCCCCUCCCGCCGGCGCCGCUCCCCUCGCCCUACUCCCCAGACUCCCCGCCGCCGCCGGGGGGGGAGGAGCCGGGGGACCGGGGGGUUCUGUUCGAGGGGCUGGCCGGGCUGGGCGGGGCGGUGGGGGGGGCGGUGGGGCCCGGCGCCCCCGGCGACCGCUCGGCCCGCCAACUGAUGAGCCGGCUGGCGGCGCGGCGGCGCGUGCAGCUGGAGGGCGGGGCCCCGCGCCGCCUGCGGGAGCGGGAGAUGCUGGCGUUCCGCCGGGCGCUCUACCGCAGCGGCGUGCGCGCCCUCCUGGGUAACCCGGGGGCAACAGCAGCAGCAGCCGCCCCGCAGGACGUGUCGUCGGAGGGCUUCGUGCGGAGCCCCGGGCAGCUGGCCCGCCUGAGGCCCUGGCUGCGGCGGGAGCUGACGGUGCUGUACGGCGCCCACGGCUCCCUGGUGGACAUCGUGCAGCGCAUCAUCACGUCGCGCGUCACGCGCCACGGCCUGGAGCGCACGCACGGCCUGGAGGACGAGCUGCGGCCCUUCCUGCUGGCGCGCACCCAGCACUUCCUGCACGAGCUGGCCGCCUUCGCCCGCUCGGCGCUCAGCAUGGAGCGCUACGACGCCCAGGCCGUGUACGAGCCCCUCGGGCCCGACGCCCGCGCCUCGCCGGCCCGCCGCCUCAGCAGCUCCGCCCACAGCUCCGUCAUUGCCAUCUCGGAGGGGGAGGAGGCGGCGGCGGACGGGACGGCCGGCCUCCUCAGCCUCGCCACGUGGGACGAGGACACCCCCGGGCCCUCCUACUCCACGGCCGAGCCCGCGGCCCCGCCCUCGCCGGCGGCGGGCGGCGGCGGCGUGGAGGAGGAGUGUCUGAUCGUGGGCUACGUGAAGCCCAUGGCGGAGCGCACGCCGGAGCUGGUGCAGCUCUCCUCGGACACGGAGGAGGAGCCGCGGGACAAGCCCCCCAAGGAGGAGGCGCUCCCCUCCCUCCUCCUCCUCCCGGCCUCCACGCCCCCCUCCUCCUCCAGCACGGAGAGACCCGCGCACCCGGCCCCCACCUCCCCGCCGGGCUCCCCCCCGCCCGCGUGGUCCUGCAGCUCCGGCUCGCCCCGCCCGCCGGAGAGAGGCGGCCGGCCGCCCCCGCACUCCCCCGGCGGCUGGGAGGGCGGGAGGAGGCGGAGGAAGAAGAGGAGGAGGAGGAAGACGGCGAGCGGGGAGAGGGAGCGCCCCUCGCUCUACACCGCCGUCUACUCCGGCCUGGACUGCCCCCGCUCGCGCUCCUCCAGCAGCUCCCUCCCCCGCUCGGCCUCCAGCCCCGACGCCGUGGGCUGGGGGUGCCCCCACGCCCGGCGGCCCACGCCCCCCUCCUCCUCCUCCCCCCCCUGCCCCCCCCCCCCAGCGCCACAGCGACAAGCCCGGGGGCAAGAGGAAGUACAAGAGCCGGCACCUGGACGAGGACGGGGACCCCACCUGGAGGCCCGGCUCUGGUCGCCGUGGAGACGAGGAGAGAGGAGGAGGAGGAGAAGAGAAGAGGGUGGAGAAGAGGGGGAGAGAGAGGGGGAGGCGGAGGGAGCGGGAGAGAAGGAGGGACGCACACAAGCACAACAGUGUCUGUGAGGACCAGAGCAGCAGCAGCAGCAGUAGGGGGGACGGGGACGGUGGCCACCGCAGCCCCAGCGUGGAGAUCAUCUACGAGGGGAAGCUGGGCCCCUGCGCCCCCUCUGGGAACCAGCGGCGGAAGAAGAGACGCCCCCACAGGAAGCAU
Gadus macrocephalus (Pacific cod) is the source of this 2287-nucleotide messenger RNA. RefSeq names its product E3 ubiquitin-protein ligase Topors-like. The record is from RefSeq and is a predicted model, not a curated record. Gene Ontology annotation, molecular function: metal ion binding; ubiquitin protein ligase activity. NCBI's taxonomy places the organism in Eukaryota, Metazoa, Chordata, Actinopteri, Gadiformes, Gadidae. Gene Ontology annotation, biological process: protein polyubiquitination; protein monoubiquitination.